This is a messenger RNA of Sitodiplosis mosellana (orange wheat blossom midge), 2268 nucleotides long. It is a transcript of the gene Sh3beta, whose product is annotated as protein starmaker. Gene Ontology annotation, cellular component: cytoplasm. Bases 438 to 1838 code for a protein of 466 amino acids. The record is from RefSeq and is a predicted model, not a curated record. The transcript is spliced from 5 exons. Lineage: Eukaryota; Metazoa; Arthropoda; Insecta; Diptera; Cecidomyiidae.
GUAUCGAUUUGGUUGCACUGGACAACCCUAAUGUAAAUCAACCGAGUUUGAUGCUGAACCACGCUUUAAAUGGUCGGCGAAUCGAAUAGUUGUCAAAAUCAACAAGGCAAACCCAUCACUGUUAUUAGUAAUUCAAAAUUGUCAUUUCACACAUAAAUGAAGAAAAUAUACAAAGAAUUUUAGGCGUGAACCAAACGACUCCAUCAUCAAUACACACAGUGGAUUUUAUGCAACAAAUCGGCUUCGAUACAUGAAAACGCUGUCAAUCCGACGUGAAUCGAGCGGCAAUCCGGUGGCUACUUUUUUUUCUCCCUUCAUUAAAUCGUUGCAAUCGAUCGAAUAUCGUGAAUAAGACUUUUUCAUUGAUCUUAAAUUUUUAUUUUGGUUCGUUUUAUUUCGGCACAUAAUAAAAAAAUACGAAAGGGAAAAAAGGCAAAAUGGUGAUUAAAGUGUACAUUAGUGGAAUGUCGGGUAACAAGGAGGUCAAGAAGCGGCAACAACGCGUCUUGAUGAUCCUCGACAGCAAAAAAAUCACCUAUGAUGUGGUUGACAUCUCCGAACCGGGCAAAGAAUCGGAAAAAGAGUUUAUGCAGGAAAAAUCGACCAACAAAGGUGCAACGAUCAGCGAUCAAGAGCCCAGACACGCAUUGCCUCCACAACUAUUCGCCGAUGAUGAAUACUGCGGUUCUUAUGAUGAAUUCGAUCUGGCAAAUGAAACGGACACACUGGAACAAUUCCUCAAAUUGGCACCACCUGUUGAAGAGAACAAUGGCAAAAAAGAGUCGGAUAAUGAUGAAGCCAAGAAAGAGGAAAUUGAUGCCCAAGAUAAGACCGAUGGAGACGAGAAAAAGGAUGGCGAAGAGAAGAUCGAUGCGGAGGAACAAACGGAUGGCAAAGAAAAGACCGAUGGGGGGGAACAACCGGAUAAAACAAAGGAAGCUGAUGGAAAUGAGAAUGAAAAGGACAGUGAAGAGAAAAAACCUGAAAAUGAUGAGCAAAAACCAGAUGAGUCCAAUGAUGCCACCAAGGAUGGACAAGAUGAAGAGGUAAAGAAAUCAGAUGAUGCAAGCGAAACGGCUAAAGAAAAUGAGGAAAAGAUAGAAAGUGCAACGGAUGAUGAUUCAGAGAAGCCAAAGGACGAUGAGUCGUCCAAGGAUGAGACAAAAAAUGAUGAUGUGACUAAGGAAUCCGAUUCGAAGGAGUCCGACUCCGAGAAGGAGCCCAAAGAAACCGCACCCAAAAAUGAAGAAGCUAAAGAUGUUGAUUCAGAACCGUCCAAAGACAAUGAAUCCUCCAAGGAGGAAGACGUCCAAGCAACAAAAGAAACAGAAAUCAAGCCCGAAGGCGAAGAAUCGUCCGAAGACAACUCAAAGGCAACUAAAAGUGAGCUUGAUGCACCGAAAGACGAAACUAGUAGUACAAAAAAAGAAAAAGAAAAAGAAUCUGUUUCGGAGAGUGAAUCAAGCGACAGUGACAGUGACAAUGAGCCUGCCGACGAUGCCAAACAGACGGAGAGUGAAACAAUAAAAAAGGACGUGACAGAAGAAAACAAAACAACUGACGAUACCAAACAAUCUGAAUCGGAGAGUGAAUCCAGCGACAGUGACAAUGACAAUGAGCCUGCUGACGAUGCCAAACUAACGGAGGGUGACACAACCAAAAAGAAUGAAAAAGAAGACAACAAAACCACUGACGAUACCAAAAAAUCUGAAUCAGAUAGUGAAAGCAGCGAUGACUCCGAAUCAGAGGAGAAUGGAAAGGAAGAGAGUGCGCCAAGUGAGACCAAGUCACCCGAAGCAACAGACGAGGAUCGAACAAAAGAGACUGCCGAUUCAUAGAUUUAAAUGUAAAACCACUAACAUCAAGAUCAAAAAUGCCUAAUUUAUUGAACGACUCCGCCGCCUGUUACACAUAAUUCAUCCACAUAAACCUUCUUUCUCUCAGUCAUAUUCAUUCACACACACACACACAGUGCACACAAUUGAGAAAAGGAAAACACCAAAUCAGCUAUACUUGGUUUGAAAAACGAUUUAAAACGACAAUCGAUCCUAAUAAGCUUAUAUAGUAACAUAUUUCAUGGCAACAUCAAUUCAUUCUAGUGCCAUGAAACAAGUACAAGUUGAAUGGAUGACCUGUGUUUUGGAUUAUCUCAAAAUGAAGCUUGCCUCUCACAUUUAAGGUCUUUGCGUUUUUGUCGAAAUUCGUUGUCGCCAUUGUUAAAGUAAUAAUUUCGAAUAAAAAAAACAACAUUUAAAAAUACACUAAAAA